Molecule: messenger RNA, 879 nt
Organism: Plasmodium gaboni
Lineage: Eukaryota; Apicomplexa; Aconoidasida; Haemosporida; Plasmodiidae
Product: conserved protein, unknown function
Exons: 1
Coding region: 1-879 (292 amino acids)
Molecular function (GO): acyltransferase activity, transferring groups other than amino-acyl groups
Source: RefSeq, a predicted model, not a curated record
AUGGAAGACGAGAAAAAAAAGAUCAUUGCAUCUAUCAAUAAUCAAGAUUUAUUCAUACAAUCCUUUAUAGAUAUAUUAAAUAAAAAAAAGGUGUUAUAUAAAUAUGUUUUCCUUUUUAAUAAUUAUAAAUUUAAAUUUAAAAUAGUAUCUACGUAUUAUGAAUAUUUAAUGGUAUGUAAUAAUUUAUUAAGAGAUGUAACAACAUGUAACUUGUUUUAUGAUUCAAACAUAUUUUUUGAUAUGAUUGGUAAAUCCUUUUAUUUUCCAUAUAUAUUAUAUAUAUAUGAACCUGAAACAUAUAAUAAUAUAGAUUCAUCAAAUUUUGAAACUAUAAAAUUUAUAAAAUCAUCUAUAUUAAAUAUUGAACAAAUAAUAUUAAAAGGAAAAGUUAAAAAUCAAAAAUAUUUAAAAAAAAAUUCAAAUAAAUUAAAUAAUCAAAACAAAUAUUCUUUCAUUAAUGCAGAAGAUAUAAAUUCUGAAAUAUCUAAUUAUUAUUUACCAAACAAACAAAAAAAAAUUGUUGGAUAUGUAGAAAUAUAUUUAUUAUUUCAUAUGGCUAGAUUAUUUGAUUCAAGAAUAGAAAGACUUGUAAUACAUAAAGAAUAUCGUAAUAAGUCAUUUGGAUUAUUAAUUAUGUAUAUAUCUAUAUAUUUAUUAAAAUAUAUAUAUCAUUGUAAUAGAUGUGAUUUAACAGUAGAAAAUGAAAUAGCUCUAAAGUUAUAUAAAAAAUUAAAUUUUUUUAAUGUACCUACAAAUGUAUAUAGGUUAAAUUUACAUACUAAUUAUAAUAUUUUAUCUGAUAAUUUUUCUAUACAAAAGGAUAUAGAAAAUGUUCAAACAUUUAUUCACAAAGUUAAUAAACAAAAAAAAAAUAUAUAG